AUGCCUGCAGUAGGGAUAGCUGUUGGUGACAACAAAAAGGAGUAUCCGGGCAACCUUACUCCUUUUGUCACUGUAACAUGUAUUGUUGCAGCCAUGGGUGGUUUGAUCUUUGGUUACGAUAUUGGGAUUUCUGGUGGUGUUACGUCCAUGCCAUCAUUCUUGAGGAAGUUUUUUCCAUCUGUUUACCGUAAACAGCAGCAAGACGCGACAACAAACCAGUACUGUCAAUAUGAUAGCCAAACACUAACCAUGUUCACUUCUUCUCUGUAUUUGGCUGCUUUAUCGUCAUCAAUUGUGGCAUCCACAAUUACUCGUAAAUUUGGAAGGAAACUCUCCAUGUUGUUUGGAGGUGUUCUCUUUUGUGCUGGUGCCAUCAUAAAUGGUGCUGCUAAAGCUGUAUGGAUGCUGAUUCUUGGUAGAAUCUUGCUUGGUUUUGGUAUAGGUUUUGCCAAUCAGUCUGUGCCACUCUACCUCUCUGAGAUGGCUCCAUACAAGUUCAGAGGAGCGCUCAACAUUGGUUUUCAGUUAUCAAUCACAGUUGGUAUCCUUGUUGCCAACGUGUUGAACUAUUUCUUUGCUAAAAUCCAUGGUGGUUGGGGAUGGAGAUUGAGCUUGGGUGGUGCUAUGGUUCCUGCCCUUAUAAUCACAGUUGGUUCAUUAGUCCUUCCAGACACACCAAACUCCAUGAUCGAACGCGGCCAGCACGACGAGGCUAGAACGAAGCUGAAAAGAGUUCGUGGUGUCGAUGAUGUUGACGAGGAGUUUAAUGACCUUAUUGCUGCUAGUGAAGCUUCAAAGAAAGUAGAACAUCCUUGGAGAAAUUUGUUGCAGAGAAAGUAUAGGCCUCACCUAACUAUGGCCAUAAUGAUUCCUUUCUUUCAGCAGCUAACCGGCAUUAACGUCAUCAUGUUUUACGCUCCUGUUUUGUUCAACACAAUUGGUUUUGGUAGCAAUGCUUCACUCAUGUCUGCUGUGAUCACUGGUAUUGUUAAUGUUGUUGCCACCAUGGUUUCGAUCUAUGGUGUUGAUAAAUGGGGAAGAAGGUUUCUUUUCCUUGAAGGUGGUGUUCAGAUGUUGAUAUGCCAAGCAGUGGUAGCAGCUUGUAUUGGAGCCAAGUUUGGAACUGAUGGGAACCCUGGUGAAUUGCCCAAGUGGUACGCUAUAGUUGUGGUGCUUUUCAUUUGUAUUUACGUCGCUGGAUUCGCAUGGUCUUGGGGUCCUCUUGGAUGGUUGGUGCCAAGUGAAAUUUUCCCAUUGGAAAUCCGAUCUGCUGCGCAAAGUGUCAAUGUGUCUGUGAACAUGCUUUUCACUUUCAUCGUUGCCCAAAUAUUCCUAACAAUGCUUUGCCACUUGAAGUUCGGGCUGUUCCUCUUCUUUGCGUUCUUUGUGGUGCUCAUGUCCAUCUUUGUCUACUACUUCUUGCCUGAGACAAAGGGCAUUCCGAUUGAAGAGAUGGGACAAGUAUGGAAGGCACACUGGUUCUGGUCAAGAUUUGUUGCCGGGGAAGAUUAUCCCAAUGGCGGAGACUAUGAGAUGAGCAAGGGAGGACUAGGUCCAAAGAUUGUGUAG
Molecule: messenger RNA, 1569 nt
Organism: Dovyalis caffra
Lineage: Eukaryota; Viridiplantae; Streptophyta; Magnoliopsida; Malpighiales; Salicaceae
Source: the annotation of a GenBank genome assembly